AUGCGUCGAGUCGCUUGGCGUGGUGCUGGGAGCCCCUGGCUCGAUCUAUCGCCCAUCCUCGCCCUGACCCUCUUGGUGCUGCCUUUUGGCGCGACCGAGGACUUUAUUGACCAAAGCCAGACGGCCACGACCACCACGUAUUUGCUGCCUCUGGCCGGGGUGUGGCAGAGCUUUGCGCCUGCACGCAACGGGACUCUAACUCAGAUUGCCCUCAAACUCGGCCCCGAUCACAGCCUUGGAGGCUGCUAUGAGCUCAACGCACGCUUGGCCAUUUACGCGGGCGCGGGUCGUUCGGCCUUUCCCUAUUUUGAUGACGACAACCUUCUGCACGAGCAAAUUGUCCAGCAGGCUUGCGAUUGCACCGGCCACGAUUGUAUCGAAUGGCGUACCUGGAGCCUUGAUGUUCCUGUGCUGGUGGAGGCUGACACCACAUACGCUAUUUCCUUGGCUCUAACGGAACACCUCGUCAAGCAAAAGCGCCACCGCAUUGGUCUGAUGGUCGCCGACGCCUACACUCGUGGUAGCAACAACUUUGCCGCCGCCGGCUACGAUUAUGCCUUUCGCACAUAUUUGCGUGAAGCUCCGGUGGAGGACAGCGAGUACCUGCAGCCCCACAUCCCGUCGGCCACGCAUGCUGACAAAAAGGGCCACUCUUCUACUGCAACUAGCCUCAGUUCAUCCUGGUCCUGGGCGCUGGGUGUGGGAUCGGGCUUCCUUGUCUUGGUGCUCGUGCUCUUGGCGUUUGUGGCCCGCCGCCGGAGCACCCGUAGCAAAACUCACACCCUCAAUGACCCCACCACCAUCAAUGAGAAGGAACGGGAAUGGUUUUCCACAGACGAUGCCAUCACAGAGUGGCGUCGCCGCUUUGGCUUGGCCGCUACAACGCGCUCGAGCACCGCCUGGGCUGCCGAGGACUUGUCAUGCCUCAAUGCCGCACAGCUCGAUGAUGAUCCUCAACAAAGCACCGAGCUGGAGCUGUUGGACGACGCUUUCGACGAACCCACACAAAUCGUCAUGACCACCGGGACCCGUGCACCCCGCGUGGGCCAAGCAUGGACUUUAGAGCACUUUCCACGACUUGAUGUGGUCGAGAUUGACGACAUCGAGCUGGCCCUUGUACCUACUAGUCAAGAAGCGGACGAGCACUGUCCUCCCGCCUUUGAGGAACCUGCACACGCCACGGUCGCCGGCCUUCCGUCUGACUCGGCCAGUGUUUAA
Monosiga brevicollis MX1 is the source of this 1218-nucleotide messenger RNA. RefSeq lists its product as uncharacterized. NCBI's taxonomy places the organism in Eukaryota, Choanoflagellata, Craspedida, Salpingoecidae. The record is from RefSeq and is a predicted model, not a curated record. The transcript has 4 exons. Bases 1 to 1218 code for a protein of 405 amino acids.